Messenger RNA from Bradysia coprophila, 3068 nucleotides. RefSeq names its product tropomyosin 1 (gene Tm1). Lineage: Eukaryota; Metazoa; Arthropoda; Insecta; Diptera; Sciaridae. The record is from RefSeq and is a predicted model, not a curated record.
UGAUGACUUGACUCGAUAUAUUUUCGGAAGUGUUACGUCCAACGAACAGUUUAGCUUGUCCGAAACGAAUUUCUGUUUUCUGAAUACAUUUCUGUCACAAAAGUAAAUUAAAUAUCCGUUCUAAUGGAGAGAAAAUGUUCGGCGACGCAGUUAUAUCACAUCUUUAAUUGAAAUGGAAUUCGAUUCGAAAUUGAAAGUUGAUCGCUCGUGGACAUAAAAAUUAUGGUAAACCUAAAAAAAUUCGGUUUUUUAAGAGGAGCGUUCAAGUAAAAAGAUUCGAAUAAAAUUUUCCUCCAAUUGGAAACGUCUUCAUCAAUCGCUGAUGUGUUCUCCGGCAGCCUUCUAAAUAUAUAUAAAUUUGAAUCGUACCUCCAAACACACAAACAUCGUACGCAAUCGGAACGUCAACUAGUACAACACAUUACUGACAUCGGCGCACAGCUGCCAUUUUGCAUAUGUUACGUUGACAGAUCAGACAAUUGAUAUUAUUUCCGAAUAAUGGACGUGACAGCAGUAAUAAUAAAGUUAUUGAAAUAGACAAAAACAAAAGCAAAACAAUUCCCAUUGACAAGAUGGGUGAAAGAGGUGGCACAACGAGGAAACGGGGUCAUCAAUACCAUCCACAACAAAUGGGUCAACGUCGAUCGAAUAUACCAUCCUCGGAAGUGAUAUCUGCAUUACAUGGUGAACAGUUUUCCCAUUCGAUUCAAGUGACUAGCCAUUCAACAUUGCCUGAAACGUCAACUGAUAAUGACGAGACCAGUCCAAAUUACUUAGUUAAUGUACCGCUCAACGAAACCAAUGUCGAUAAUAGAAUAGAUGGAAGUGCUCAGCAAUUAGACGAAAGUGCCUCAUUUAACUAUAAGCCAGAAACAAUAUUCGAUGACGACGUUUCCGCCAAACCGUCCAAACUAAGCAAAUUAUCAACACGCACAAAGUCAUCGAAAUCAUCGGAUCGUCGCCGGGCAAACGUUCUGCAGAAUGUUCAGAAUAUUCCCAAAGACGACCGACAGCCGACGGAUGGCAUUGCGGAUGACAAAUUCGAAAUCGAAAAUGAUCCGGAGGCAGCUGAAUGGUCGAAGCUGCGGUGCACCAGCGAACGAACCGAAGACGUUGCGGAACGAGAACACCGGCGUCAACGGCGUUGUGCUGAUUAUCCGGGUCUGGCAUUCGGACGAUCCAUUUUCAGUUCGGAUACGAUGAUGAAGUUUAACAUCAUCCGUAAUGAGCUGCACAAUAUCAUGAAAACGCAAUUGAAGCGGGCUGAAUCUGAAGUAGCCGCCCUUAACCGUCGUAUUCAACUUUUGGAAGAAGAUCUUGAACGUUCGGAAGAGCGUUUAGGCUCUGCCACAGCUAAGCUUUCCGAAGCUUCGCAAGCAGCUGAUGAAAGUGAACGUGCCCGCAAAGUACUUGAGAAUCGUUCACUUGCCGAUGAAGAGCGUAUGGAUGCUCUUGAAAACCAGUUGAAGGAAGCCCGUUUCCUUGCUGAGGAAGCUGACAAGAAAUACGAUGAGGUUGCCCGUAAAUUGGCUAUGGUUGAAGCUGAUUUAGAAAGAGCAGAAGAACGUGCCGAACUCGGUGAAAACAAAAUCGUGGAACUUGAAGAAGAACUCCGUGUUGUUGGUAACAACUUAAAAUCCCUCGAAGUGUCCGAAGAAAAGGCCAAUCAACGUGAAGAGGAAUAUAAGAACCAAAUCAAAACUCUUACCACCCGUCUCAAGGAGGCUGAAGCUCGUGCUGAAUUUGCCGAACGUUCCGUUCAAAAACUCCAGAAGGAAGUCGACAGACUCGAAGACGAAUUCAUUAAAGAACGCGAACGAUACGCCGAAAUCGGCGAUGAUCUCGACUUUGCAUUUGUCGAACUCAUUCCCGGCGUGACUCCAUGCUACAAUGACAGACAUCCAAAACCACCAACACCAAAAUUACCAACACCACCAGCACUGCCGACACCGCCACCAGAAGUGGCAACUGUUGCUGGCGGUGAAGUCGGUGCGGCUCCUGGCGUUGCUGCUGACGGAUCUGCUAUUAUAGUGGACGGUGUUGCGACAGGCGAAUCAGGAGCCGCAACUGCUGUUGUUCCGGAACCAGAAGUGCCGAAAGGUCCACCACCACCACCGCCACCAUUCGAUUACUUCUUGGAUCUGCCGGCUGAGGGUGCUGAAGUUCCGUUUGUUAAGAAUUAUGUUCCACCGCCAGAGCCGACUGCCAUUCGCGAAGAUGGACAACCAACAUGCAAUUUCAUAUCGAGCUUUGCCAGUCAUCACGUUGGUGUUGCGUCGGAUUGUCCAGCACCAGUAACUGAAGCAUCUGCAGUACCAGCAGCAGCAACGACGGAAGCACCAUCCGUAGAAGGUGCUCCAGCAGCGACAGAAGGAGCACCAGCUGAAGGUGCUGCACCAACAACAGAAGCAGCACCAGUGGAAGCCGCUCCAGUGACAUCGGAAGCAGCACCAGCCGAAGCAGCUCCAGCAGCAACCUCUUAAUCUGUUGCAUUAUACAAAAAAAAAGUUUCAUUUUCAUUCGCAUGUGCUAAGUACUAAGAAUCUGCUAAUGUCUUCUUAAGCUUAAACUAAAACAUUUUGAACAUAUUUCUUGAGAGCUAUACUCAAAAACGCAGUGAUUUGAAGUUUUGGCCAGUUCUAAUUUAGUUUUGAUUUUUCUAAAAAAAAAAUGGUUUUCAAUCUGCCUAUGAAUAGGUAAAGGAAAAUCCGUAUUUUCGAUUUCGUUUGCGGAAUGCUGCAGAGCUAAGCUAAAUAUGCAAAAUUUUAUUAAUUUUCCGCUUCAAGUAAAAUUGUUUUUAUUUUUAAUUCAAAAUUUCUUUCCACAACAACAACAACAAAUACCACUAUACAGACGAACUCGUCAGCGAGAAAGAGAAAUACAAGGAUAUUGGAGACGAUCUUGAUACCGCUUUCGUUGAACUUAUUCUCAAGGAUUAAGAAAAAGUUGAGAUCUUACCGCAACCAUGUUGAGAUAUCCUUUGAAAGUCCAUCUGGUAUAAUGAAAUUUAUGAUUUGGUUCGUUUCAUGUAUAAAAUGUUACAGAAAUUGAAUAUUUUAUUAUUUUGC